Trichoplusia ni (cabbage looper) is the source of this 5735-nucleotide messenger RNA. It is a transcript of the gene DNApol-theta, whose product is annotated as DNA polymerase theta-like. NCBI's taxonomy places the organism in Eukaryota, Metazoa, Arthropoda, Insecta, Lepidoptera, Noctuidae. Gene Ontology annotation, biological process: double-strand break repair via alternative nonhomologous end joining; DNA-templated DNA replication. The record is from RefSeq and is a predicted model, not a curated record. The transcript has 9 exons. The coding region runs from base 112 to 5625 and encodes 1837 amino acids. Gene Ontology annotation, molecular function: DNA binding; DNA-directed DNA polymerase activity; ATP binding.
CAAAGUUGUGUCAAGUUCAAUUUUGUCAGUUGAGUUUGAUUUGUUUUUCGUGUGCUUUUUUAUUAUUGUAUGUUUUUACAUAUAAUCAUGAUAUAUUGAACAAUAGUUAAUAUGGAUAAUGAAGAAAUCGAUUCACAGUUUAUAGCCGAGAAUAUCGGCUUCUUAGACAAUUGUUUCGACAAUUCGUUUGUGUUACAAACUUCUUUGCAAGUUGUAAAAGAUCAUGCUGCAGAAAAUGAAGUUAAUCCUGGAAAAAGCAAGAAGAAAGGUACGGAUAAUAGCAAUUUACUACAGACAACUAGGACAUCCCUCGAUGCCACGCAAAUUAUUCCAGUUAUAUCGCAACUUGGGGAAAAUAAUAAUAAAUUAAAGAAUUGGGGAUUACCACCUGAAAUAACAAAAAAAUACAAAGAUAGGGGUAUUACAGAAAUGUUUGAGUGGCAAGUGUCUUGUUUAAGUAAUUCAAAAGUGCUGUUUGAUUGCUGUAACUUAGUAUAUUCUGCUCCAACAUCUGCAGGCAAGACUCUUGUUGCAGAAAUACUUACUAUUAAAACUAUUUUGGAAAGGCAGAAAAAGGUAAUUAUUAUUCUGCCAUUUGUUUCCAUAGUUAGAGAGAAGAUGUUUUAUCUGCAAGACAUACUGUCUAGUUCUGGUAUUAGAGUGGAGGGGUUUAUGGGAUCUCAGUCACCACCUGGAGGCUUACAAGCAGUUCAUGUUGCCAUUUGCACUAUUGAAAAGGCUAACAGCUUAGUAAACAAACUACUUGAUGAAGGAUCUAUUGCAGAGUUGGGAGCUAUUGUUGUUGAUGAACUGCAUUUACUGGGUGACCCAAGUCGGGGAUAUAUUUUAGAAUUGCUUCUUACAAAAAUUAAAUAUGUUUCAUCAAAGUCAGAUGAUGUUCAGAUACAGAUUGUUGGAAUGUCUGCUACAUUACCUAAUCUAGAAAUGCUGGCUAAUUGGUUGGAUGCUGAGUUAUUUAUUACGCAGUUUAGACCAAUACCUCUCGAUGAGUUCUGUCUUAUAGGAUCGAAAUACUAUGAUAAGCAAGGAAAGCAUAUAAACACGAUUGACGUACAACUAACAUCUGAAGGAGAUAAUGUUUUAAAUAUUUGCCUGGAUACAAUAAAAGAUGGAUGUUCCAUACUCAUAUUUUGUAUGACCAAGAAUUGGUGUGAAAGCUUAGCACAGUCUAUUGCAGCUUCAUUUUAUAAAAUAGGAUGUGAAGAAAGUGAGGCUGGACAUAUUUUAAGAAAUCAGUUAAAAACUGAUAACAUUCAAGAGGUCUUAGAACAGCUUAAAAAUUCUCCUGUAGGGCUAGACCAAGUAUUGAAGAAAACUAUCUCAUUUGGGGUUGCAUAUCACCAUGCUGGACUCACAUUUGAUGAGAGAGACAUUGUUGAAGGUGGAUUCAAAUCUGGGGCGAUAAGAGUCUUAGUAGCUACAUCAACACUAAGCUCAGGAGUCAACUUACCGGCAAGAAAAGUCAUCAUCAGGUCUCCUGUAUUUUUAAGACAACCCAUUAACAUAUUAACUUAUAAGCAAAUGAUAGGUAGAGCAGGAAGAAUGGGCAAAGACUCAAAGGGAGAGAGUAUUUUAAUUUGUACAGAGGCAGAAAAGAAAAUUGGUUUUGAUUUGAUGAUGGGGUCAUUAGAACCAGUAAAGAGUUGUAUUGAAAGUGAAGAUAAAUAUAUGAGAGCAGUGCUAGAAAUGAUAGCAAGUCAAGUGGUAUCUUCAAGAGAUCAGUUAGAUUUGUAUUCCAAAUGUACUUUGCUGUACAAUCAACAGGACUGUUCAGCAACCCAAAAUAUUCUCUUGGAAAACACAUUGGAUGAACUAAUCAAUUUUGAAUUGGUAAGAGUUCAAAAAGAAGGGGAUAACGAACAUUAUGUAGCAUCGCCUUUAGGAAAGGCCUGCCUUUCUUCAUCUAUGGCACCCAAUGAUGGUUUAUCUUUAUUUUGUGAGCUACAAAAAGCUCGCCAGUGUCUAGUGCUUGAGACAGAUUUACACCUUAUCUACUUGGUAACACCAUACAGUGUUAGUAGUCAGUGGGGUAAUAUUGACUGGAUACAUUUGCUCACACUUUGGGAGUCCCUAACCAAAGCCAUGAAAAGAGUGGGGGAACUUGUUGGUGUGCAAGAAAGCUUUAUCAUAAGAUGCCUUAGAGGUGCUAAUAAAUCAAGUAAUGUUCAAAAUAAAGUAAAUAUACAUAAAAGGUUUUAUACAGCCCUGGCCCUGCAAGACUUAGUUAACGAGGUUCCAUUGGCAGAAGUAGCCAACAAGUUCCAAUGCGCCCGAGGAUUUCUGCAAAGCCUGCAGCAAGGAGCAGCAACAUUCGCUGGUAUGGUCACAGCCUUUUGUCGUCAGCUGGGCUGGAAAAAUAUGGAGAUGUUAAUAUCACAAUUUCAAGAUCGCCUCCAUUUUGGAAUUCACUCAGAAUUGCUUGAGUUAAUGAGAUUGCCAUCUCUAAACGGAAUGAGAGCAAGAACGCUGUUUGACUCAGGCUUUGAAUCAAUCUCCAGUAUCGCUUCGGCCGAUGCGAAUAUUAUUGAAAAUAUUCUGCAUAAGUCUGUACCCUUCCAAAGCGAGAAAGUAGGGGAAGAAGAUGAUUGCGACGAUAUAAGGAAGCGUAACAAAAUAAAAAGUAUAUGGAUAACUGGUUAUUGUGGUAUAACUACGAAAGAAGCCGCAGAAAAUUUGAUAGCAGAAGCUAGAAAUUAUCUGUCGCUUGAAAUCGGUGUCGCGGAAAUUAAGUGGGAUUCCAAAUCUUCCAAGAUAGAUUCUCUGGACAGAACACAAAUCAAUGAUGGGAAUGAAUCGUCUACUAAAAGUACAGAACCAGAACAUGUAAAUACCUGUGAAGGUAAAAUAAGCCAAGCAGGAGGAAUUAUGAGCUCCUCAUUUCCUAAAAGUCAAACAAAGAGAGUGAAAGAUGUUUUAGAAAUAUCACAUGUACGGAAACGUUUAGAUUCAGCUUGCUGCAGUGAAAUCAACAAAAAUGAACCAUCUAUAAGCGUUAACGUUGUAACACAAAACGAAGCGGUUUCGAGCUUAAAAAGCAGUCCUAGUGUUACUGAUAAAGAUGAGAUCAUAUGGGAUUCCUUAAAUUUUACUGAAGCUGGUUUGAGUAAUAUGACAAAAUUACGCACAUCUGACAAGAUGUUUUCACCAAAUAUCAGUUUUGGCGAGAUCGAAGACAAUGUUGAAGCAAAAACUGAUGGCGGGCAUGACCAUGUGAACUCUUCUAAGCACAUGUCAACGAAAGAUCUUAGUUUAUUCUCUUCGGAAGGUGACAAUUCAAGUUUGUUUGAAGAAAGCUUACCUAUAGAUUUAAUAAACACAAACUUACUCGUACAAGAACCUGUAGCGCUGCGUAGACAGGAGUCCGACUUCGGUUAUUCUAGUAUCAAUUCGAACACAAUUGUUAAUGCGUUCCAAUCGACUUUAGUUGAUGAUGAUAAUGAAGAUAUCAGGCUAGUUUAUGAAGACGAUAAAGUAACAGAUAGUGAAUUGACGGAAAAAACUAACAAAUCAAAUGAAGUGAUUACACAAGUAAAUGGAAACUCGAUCCCAUCAAAACGCAGAAAAAAUGCCAAUAAAGAAGAGCAUGUAAAAAAGAAGAAGAAAAAAGAUGAAUUUGAGUUUUAUUCAUUUACAAAAUCACAGAAUUGUGGAUCUUGCAGUAGGCUAUAUCUAAAAUGUUCUUCGUCGAAAACAUUUACUAUGGAAUUUCAUAACUAUAAAAUUAAUUGUUUUGUAUUAAGAGAAGAUGAUCUCGUGUUGCAUUUCGAUUCAUUUCACAGAUUCCGCUUUGCAGCUAUGUGCUUCAAUGUAAAUGAAUCGAUUUUAGCUAGUAAUGAAAUAAUCGGUAGUAGCGUAGUAAACAUAAACAAAAAUAUGAAAAAUAAGGAAAAUUUAAAAUAUGACUGUCCAAUUAAAGGGAUAGCCAUAUACUUUAGCGAAGACUUGUGUGUCUAUUUAGACCUAACGACAAUAAAGGAUAUGAAAUGUUUCGAAUAUAAAUUUUGUAACUGGAUUUCUACUACGUAUAACUUUAAGGUACUGUGUUCUAAAACCGUGUGUUUAUACUUAAAACGCUGGUCUAACAUGGAACGACGGAUUCAUUCAAAAUGCGUUGACAUAUCAUUAAACGAAUGGUUACUAGAUAGUAGUGAAAAAGUUCCCGAUGUUGAUUACUUGAUGAAAAAAUAUUAUGGCUUGGAUAAUAAAAGGAUGUUACUAAAAAUUGACAGUCAGCAGAAACGGUAUAAGAAUCUGGAAAGUUUUGAAAAAUGGUGUAUGAAAGUAUGGUCCAUAUGGCAACUUGCGGAGUACCAGGAGAAACAAAUUGCCGAAUCUAUUAAACCUGCUCGAAAUAUUACCGAUAUCGAAAACAAAAUUGCGCAAAUUCUGGCUAACUGCGAGUAUUACGGAAUCACUGUAGACAAGGAUCUCGCUUCGAAACUUUUGAUUGAUGUGAAAAUUUCUCAAGAAACUUUGCAAAAGAAGGCAUACAAACUUUGCGGAUAUCAUUUCAACUUUAACUCUUCGAAAGAUGUUGCCAAGGUUUUAGGGCUAUAUAAUGGGCGUAAAGUGAGCACAAAGAAAAGCGUGUUAACUUCGCACAACACUCCGAUGUCAAGUAUUGUUAUUUAUUGGAGGAAGCUUAAUUCUAUAUUGACUAAAACUUUGUACCCUCUGACGGAGAAAGCUUGUAUGUACAGCGAGGGAGAUAGGAUAACUCCUUCUUACACAAUGUUCACUUGUACGGGCCGCAUCAGUAUGCACGAACCGAACCUACAAAACGUACCGCGAACAUUUUCCAUCCCUUCAGAAUACCUAUCUUUGAACUCGGAUAAAUGUGAUGACGUUGUAGAGUUCAACUGUAGGAAUAUAUUCAAAGCAGCCCCCGGUUUUGUGAUUGUGUCGGCGGACUAUUGUCAGCUGGAAAUGAGAAUACUCACGCACUUCAGCAAAGACCCCGUGCUGACGGAAAUUAUGAACUCUGACAUGGAUGUGUUUAAGUCUAUCGCUGCGACUUGGAGUAACGUGUCAGAGGAGGAGGUUGACGACGAUCUCCGGCAGAAAGCUAAACAGCUUUGUUAUGCCAUCAUAUACGGGAUGGGAACGAAAACAUUGAGUCAGAUUCUCGAAGUUUCGGAGACGGAGGCAGCAGUGUUCAUGUUCGAUUUCUAUAAAACUUAUCCAGCGGUGAAAGCGUUCACGCAGUCUGUCAUAGAAGAUUGCAGAAAAAAUGGCUAUGUUGAAACUCUCACUAAGCGCCGAAGAUAUUUGCCUGAUAUCAAGAGCACGAUUAUUUCUAAAAAGAAUGCUGCCGAGCGUCAAGCAGUGAAUACAAUGAUACAGGGAUCAGCAGCGGACAUAGCUAAAGCUGCCAUGUGCACUAUAAACAACAAAUAUGACUUCUUCAGCCUGGUUCCGGAACCACGGCUGAUACUGCAGAUGCACGAUGAACUUAUAUACGAAGUGCCCGAAGUCAGCCAACACAGAUUCAUAGGCACGUUGAAGGAAGUCAUGGAGAAAACCAUUAAAUUAAACGUACCUUUACCUGUCAAAGUCAAGACUGGACUCACUUGGGGAUCAUUAAAAGAAAUCAAGUUUAUUUAAUGAAAUACUGUGUUCGUAAAGUCUGUAUACUGUGAUAUUUUAUUCCGGUCACGUGAUAUUUUAAUACCCUAAUGUAAUUCGGUUUUAUAGACAAUAAACUAUAAAAUGUA